AUGGGUAGACUAGACGGCAAAGUCGCCAUCGUAACUGGUGGCGGCUCAGGCUUCGGCGCUGGUAUUUCAAAAGGAAUGGCCUCCGAAGGAGCCAAAGUCCUUGUCUGCGACAUCAAUAAAUCUGGUGGGGAAGCAACUGCAGCAACAAAUCCCUCCUCCCUUGCUUUUCACCAAAUGGAUGUUACCAAAACCUCAGACUGGAAAGCCACCAUCUCAGCCUGUAUCGAGAGAUUUGGCCGCUGUGAUAUUCUCGUGAAUAACGCAGGUUGGAGUUAUACUAACAAACCUACCACGACUGUCACCGAAGAUGAAUUCGAAAAGGUCUUUGACGUCAACGUUAAAGGUGUAUAUCUGGGCUGCAAUGCUUGGGUAGAUCAAGCUAUUGAGCGUAAAGAAGGAGGUGUGAUCAUCAAUAUUGCCAGUGUUGGGGCUACGCGGCCAAGACCAGGAUUGGUGUGGUACAAUGCGAGUAAAGGCGCGAUAUGGAACGCGACAAAAGGACUUGCAGCAGAAUACGGUCCACAUCAGAUCCGCGUCGUAUCCAUUUGCCCCCUCGUUACAGGGACAGGUCUCUUCUCUGCUUUUACCGGAAUGGAAGAUACGCCGGAAAACAGGACGAAGUUUACGUCUAAUGUACCUAUGGGCAGGAUUGGGGAAGUAGACGAUGUGGUGAAUGCGUGUAUAUUCAUGGCAAGUAAGGAGGCAGGGUUCAUCACUGGGGUCAAUCUCGAAGUGGAUGGUGGGCGGUGUAUCUAA
This is a messenger RNA of Alternaria postmessia, 756 nucleotides long. RefSeq lists its product as uncharacterized. Bases 1 to 756 code for a protein of 251 amino acids. The transcript is spliced from 3 exons. The record is from RefSeq and is a predicted model, not a curated record. Lineage: Eukaryota; Fungi; Ascomycota; Dothideomycetes; Pleosporales; Pleosporaceae.